AUGGGGAACUUGAUUUGCCUACUUACUGAACAAAAGGAAAUCCUGCAAGACUUUAAGAAGUCUGAGAUUAAAGUGGUAUUACAUGAGCAAAAUGGGUUAAUAGCUGCCAUUGUAGCCCAUCCGACAAUUAUUGAUGAAAUCAAGCAGAGGCAAGGAGAAGACAAAUUCUUCAAGAAGAUAAUUGGUGAAAUUGAAGUGAAUCCAAAACCGAGACACUGCCACAGCCGCCCCCACAACCACCGGCAUCGCCAUCGCCACCUGAAUGGCCCACCACCACCGCCGCCGCCACCUGCGGUGGCUGCUUACAAGGAAUGUCUCAAGAACCACGCUGCCUCCCUGGGCGGCCACGCUGUCGACGGCUGCGGCGAGUUCAUGCCCUCCCCCACCUCCAUCUCCACCGACCCCACCUCGCUAAAAUGCGCCGCCUGCGGCUGCCACCGCAAUUUCCACCGCCGCGAGCCGGAAGACCUACCACCACCCUCCACCGCCCAACACGUCAUCGAGUACCAACCGCAGCACCGCCACCCUCCGGUGCUACCGCGCAGUCUAAAUUCAGCAUCUCCAACGCCGAUCUCCUCCGCCUACUAUCCAUCAGCACCCCACAUGCUCCUCGCUCUCAGUGCCGGGUUAUCGGGGCAAGUACUGACGGAAAACAGACCGGUAAAUUCAUCCAGGACGGGUAACCCAAAUGGGCGGAAGAGACAUAGAACGAAUUUCACGCAGGAUCAGAAGGAGAGGAUGCUGGAAUUUGCGGAGAGAGUUGGGUGGAAGACGCAGAAGAAGGACGAUGAAGUAAUCACCGAGUGCUGCAGCAAUGUUGGAGUCGGCAGAGGCGUUUUCAAAGAAUUAGAGAGAGAGAGAGAGAGAGAGAGAAACAACUUGAAGGGUAGUUUCGUCUUUUAA
Molecule: messenger RNA, 903 nt
Organism: Camellia sinensis
Lineage: Eukaryota; Viridiplantae; Streptophyta; Magnoliopsida; Ericales; Theaceae
Source: RefSeq, a predicted model, not a curated record